UGUUUCUGCAUGUGCACGCGCGUCGCUCAGCUGACAGACACGGCAAGGUUGCAGCAGCAGUGGGCCGAGAGGACAGACUGUCCCAGGCUAUCAUGGAUGACAGCUCCUCACUGGGCAGAGUGAGCGACUCCACUGAAUCUGUGUCAACCAUUACCAGUGAGGAGUUUGUGCUGGUGCAGCCAACCGCUGAGGGCUCCCCCUCCAGCUCUGAGGGGAAGCCCCGACUAAAGAUGUCAUGGAAUGGAAGUGAGCAGUUGGAGCGGGCGAUGGAGGAGGUGCUGGAUGAUGUGGGUGAUGGACCAGGAGUUGCAGAAGAUGGAGGAGGUCCAAAGACUCCAGUAGCCCUCAACUCUCAGAUCAGACCACCAAGCCUGGCUCUGGACACAGCUCCUCAUGAAGCCUCAGUGGGAGUUUUGGGGAGUAUUGCAGUGCAAGAGGAAGACAGCGUACAGUUCAGCAAACUCUCCUAUCUGGGCUGCACCUGGGUGAAGGCCCCUCGUAAUGAAACGGAGGCCCAGAAGGCCAUGGCCACCUUGCAGGCAGAAAGUGCCAUCCCCAUCCCUGUCACCCUACAUGUGCCCAUUGGUCCAGAUGGUUGCGUCCGGAUUGUCGACCAGGCCACUGGAACAGAGAUUGCUUCCUUUCCUAUAUACAAGGUGUUGUUCUGUGUUCGGGGACAAGAGGGCACUGUCGAGAGCGACUGCUUUUCCUUCACUGAGAGCUACCGCAGCUCUGAGGACUUUCAAAUCCACGUGUUUUCCUGCCAGAUCAAAGAGGCUGUUAGUCGUAUUCUCUAUAGCUUCUCAACAGCCUUCAAGCGUUCGUCAAAAGCUGCCACAGACAUGAAAGACUCAACACUGCCUCUUUCCCCCGAUAGCGAUAUCUUCACCUUCACAGUUUCUCUUGAAGUGAAAGAAGAGGAUGGAAAAGGAAACUUCAGCCCAGUCCCUAAAGACAGAGAUAAGUAUUACUUCAAGUUGCGGCAGGGUUUGCAGAAGAAAUUGGUGGUCACCGUUCAGCAGAUGACCAAUAAUGAGCUGAUAAUUGAGAGGUCCUUCGGGAUGUUACUCAGUCCUGGUCAGAACGUUCGCAACAGCGAUAUGCACCUUCUCGACAUGGAGUCUAUGGGGAAAAGUGCUGAUGGGAAGUCAUAUGCGAUCACUGGCAUCUGGAACCCAAACGUUCUGGAUUUCCCGCCACUCAACGAAGACACACCAAAAGACAAGCAUGUGUACAUGACUGUAGCUGUGGACCUGGUGGUGACUGAGGUCUUGGAGCCUGUGCGGUUCCUCAUGGAGGCGCUAGUGAGGGUCUACCCAGCUAAUGAGAGGUUCUGGUAUUUUAGCAGGAAGGCCUUUUCUGAGACCUUUUACCUCAAGCUCAAACCGGGCACAAGGAAGGGCAGCCAAGGAGAUGCCAUGUAUGAAGUGGUGAGCCUGCAGAAGCACACAGAGUGUGCAGCUGGAACACGUGGCCGCCUGCAGUCUCCCACUGAGGAAGAGGAGCCAGAGGAAGAUAGUGACAGUGAAAUCUCUAGUGGGACUGGAGACGUGUCGAAGGACUGUCCCGAGAAGAUUCUGGAAUCCUGGGGAGGAAUCCUCAACAGAUGGCACGCAAACCUGUCGGCGCGGCCCAAGGGCCUGGCUGCUCUGGUAAAGCCUGGGAUCCCAGAGGCCUUACGAGCUGAAGUUUGGCAGCUCCUGUCUGGCUGCCCAAAUGAUCAGGCUCUGCUUGAUCACUACCGCAUUCUCAUCACUAAGGACUCCGCCCAGGAAGCGGUCAUUACCCGAGACAUCCAUCGCACCUUCCCGGCUCACGACUACUUCAAAGACUCCGGUGGUGAUGGCCAAGACUCUCUCUACAAGAUAUGCAAGGCCUACUCUGUCUAUGAUGAGAAGAUCGGCUAUUGUCAAGGCCAAUCGUUUUUGGCGGCUGUAUUACUGUUACAUAUGCCCGAGGAGCAAGCCUUCUGUGUGCUAGUGAAGAUCAUGUACAACUAUGGUCUUCGAGAGCUCUACAGAAAUAACUUUGAAGAUCUUCACUGCAAGUUCUACCAGCUAGAGCGCCUGCUCCAGGAGCAGUUGCCGGACCUGUGGUCUCACUUCCAGGAUCUGAACCUGGAGGCCCAUAUGUACGCAUCCCAGUGGUUUUUAACACUUUUUACAGCCAAGUUCCCUCUCUGCAUGGUCUUCCAUAUCACCGACCUGCUCCUGUAUGAGGGGUUGAACAUCAUCUUCAAUGUGGCUCUGGCUCUACUUAAGACAUCCAAGGAAGACCUGCUUCAGGCCGACUUUGAGGGUGCCCUGAAGUUUUUCCGUGUCCAGCUCCCAAAACGUUACAGGGCAGCAGAGAAUGCCCGGCGCCUUAUGGAGCAGGCUUGCAAUAUCAAGGUGCCAACAAAGAAGCUCAAGAAGUUUGAGAAGGAGUAUCAGUCUCUGAGAGAGAGCCAGUUACAACAGGAAGACCCCAUAGACCGAUAUCAGAGAGAAAACCGCCGUUUGCAGGAGGCCAGUAUGCGUCUGGAGCAGGAGAAUGAUCAUCUUGCGCAUGAACUGGUAACCAGCAAAAUAGCACUAAGGAAUGACCUGGACCAGGCGGAGGACAAAGCAGACGUUUUGAACAAAGAAUUGCUCAACACCAAACAGCGUCUAGUAGUGACAGAGGAGGAGAAGAGAAGACAAGAGGAGGAGACGGCCCAGUUAAAGGAAGUAUUCAGAAGAGAGUUGGAGAAAGCUGAGAUAGAGAUAAAGAAGACCACAGCCAUCAUAGCUGAAUAUAAACAGAUAUGUUCGCAGUUAAGUACCAGGCUGGAAGAGCAGCAGGCAUCUACAAAAGAGGAACUGGAUAUAGUCAAGGCUAAAGUGAUGGCGUGUGAGCGCUGUAGGGAAGUGUUCAGCAAAGAUGGACCCUUGCAGAUGCCAGCGGUGACUCAAGACAACCGGGACUCUGACCAGGAUGAGGAAAAGGACUCGUUCAAGGCCCAGCUCAGAGAGCUUGAACUGGAGCUGGCCCAAACCAAACUACAGCUGGUGGAGGCCAAGUGCAAAAUCCAGGAAUUGGAGCAUCAGAAAGGAGUUUUGAUGACUGAGGUCCAAGCUGCCAAAAACUCCUGGUUUAGUAAAACACUGGGCUCCCUCAAGAAUUCAGCCGGUAACCAGUCACCCACCUCACCCAAAGAGGGCCAGUUGGACUCGCCAAGGACUUAACCAAUGAAGUAGCCGGGCUCAGACUAUCCGCUUGGCCUAUUUGAGAAGAAAACAACCUCUAAUAAACACUACUAGCAACACAACUCUGCAAUGCAGUAUUCCGUCAUUAUAUCCAGUAACUUGUGCAUGAAUCGGUGAGCAACAUGAACAAACCGCUCCAUCCAGACUGUAAGACCUUUAGUUAGACACAAUUAAGCUUGCUUCCUUAACUAGGUGCAGAGGCUUAGAAGUUAUUUUAAUGGUUCUUAUUAUUACUGCUCAUUUGGAUGCUGGAUCUUCAUCACCAUCAUUGAUUGCGUCUGUAACUGAGUGGCUGUGGACCUAGUGCAUAAAGACAGUACUAGAGUUAUAAUUAAAGAUAGUAAACAACAAAGUUUGUUCUAGCACCCAAAUACAUAAGAAAUGGCCUUUAGACCAGAAGUUUAAGGAGAAAAGGCUUUGUUUUGUUGUCUUUGGUUGUUUUCUCAUGGGAUACUGCAUUUUUCUCCCAAGUAAAUAUAAAUUGCUAAACUUUAUUGCCAUUUUUCUAUCUAGAAAUAAUAAAUGUAAUUGUUGUCAUAUAAGUGUGUAUAAUUAAAUGUUGAUUUUUAUUUUAAUCUUGUACAGUUCUGAAAGAGAAGUGCACUAUUAUUUUGUAAAAUGUUUGAAUAUGAAUGUUAUCUUUAUAUGUGUCAGAUACUUAAAAGCACAGAAUCAAUAAUUGACCAUGUAUCCGUCCUUUCUCACUUUCCUGUUGCCAUGGGCUGUUUUAUGAAUCAGCCUGGCCGUGCAACUCACAGUAAGCAGGGUUAGUAGGGAUUUUCCUUGAGAUUGCUUGACAUUGCAGUGGCCACACAGACGUGACCUGCCAAGUUCUUAUUUUAUUAACCUACAGUUAAUAGGUACAGUUGAAGUCAGAAGUUUACAUGCACCUUAGCCAAAUACAUUUAAACUCAGAAAAAUAAGUUUAUGAUUAGAAAACAUUUCCUGUCUUAGCUCAGUUAGGAUCACUUCUUUAUUUUAAGAAUGUGAAAUGUCAGUAUAAUAGUAGAGUUAUUUUAUUUCAGCUUUUAUUUCUUUCAUCACAUUCCCAGUGGGUCAGAAGUUUACUUACACUUUGUCAGUAUUUGGUAGCAUUCCCUUUAAAUUGUUUAAAGUGGGUCAAAUAUUUUGGGUAGCCUUCCACAAGCUUCUCACAAUAAGUUGCUGGCCCAUUCCUCCAGGCAGAACUGGUGUAACUGAGUCAGGUUUGUAGGCCUCUUUGCUCACACACGCUUUUUCAGUUCUGCCCACUAAUUUUCUAUUGGAUUGAGGUUAGGGCUUUGUGAUGGCCUCUCCAAUACCUUGACUUCUUCCUUAAGCCAUUUUGCCACAACUUUGGAGGUAUGCUCGGGGUCUUUGUCCAUUUGUAAGACCCAUUUGUGACGACCUUUAACUUUAUGGCAGAUGUCUUGAGAUGUUGCUUCAAUAAAUCCACAUAAUUUUCCUUCCUCAUGAUGAUAUCUAUUUUAUGAAGUCCCUCCUGCAGCAAAGCACCCCCACAACAUUGACCCACUGGAAUUGCGAUACAAACCGAUUGUUUCACUUUUAACUGACUAAGCAAUUUUUGGAAAAAUUACUUAUCAUGAACAAAGUUGCCAAAACUAUAGUUCGCUAAUAUUAAACCUAAGUGUAUGUAAACUUCUGACUUCAACUGUAAAUAGGCCUAUAGGCUGCUUAAUGACAGAUGCCAUGCAGAAAUCGCAAACAUAUCAAGACUUAAAAAGAUAGUUCACCCAAAAAUGAGAAGUCACAGUGACUUCAAAGCCAUAUUCUGUCAAAAUGUAGGACAAUUUCAUUUCUUAUGAUAUUUGUCAAAAUGUCCAUAUUAAUAUGUCUCACUGGUCGUCUUAUAAAGUGUUGUAUAUUUCACUAACGUAGUGUAAUUUCAAAUCUGCAUGGCACUUAUGCACUAACAAGUCAUCCAUAUUGUUAAGAAGCUUUAUUUACACUAUAUUUGUCUCCUAUUUUGUCAUUUUUGAGACUGAUUUAAAGAUGCCAAACUAAUUAUAAAAAUUAAGAUAAUGUCAGUUUAAUAUUAUCUAAUAAUAUCAAGUGCUGUUCUGUAGUUUAUACAGACUGCUACAGGUGUUCAUAUAAUGAAGUAUAUGGGGCAGAAAACAUUCCUUCUGUGUCCUGGACAUUUACAAGUGAGAGUUAGGUUUAUUGUCUUCAUCAGUUUCACUGUUUCCGCCUGCUGAUGUUGUCUGUAUAUAGUAACUAUCUGACAGUGAAUCUCUGAUACUUGGUCCUUAACAUGUUUGACUACAAGUCUGCUUUUUUUGUUUCACACCUUUUGUUAUUCAAUAAACAGUAACUGUA
This is a messenger RNA of Xyrauchen texanus (razorback sucker), 5546 nucleotides long. RefSeq names its product RAB GTPase activating protein 1-like (gene rabgap1l). The coding region runs from base 93 to 3206 and encodes 1037 amino acids. The transcript has 26 exons. The record is from RefSeq and is a predicted model, not a curated record. Lineage: Eukaryota; Metazoa; Chordata; Actinopteri; Cypriniformes; Catostomidae.